AUGUCUUCUGUUGAAAUGGUUUCUGCAAGUGCCAUCAAUUUUAAGGUACCAUACCAAAUUCUGAGGCAUGAUGGCCCUUUAUCUGAUGAUGAGAGAGAUGAGAGGGUGAGCCUAAGGCCUAAGAAGUGGGGCAGGCUUAGAGGGGUGCCCUUGAGGAGAAGGUUGAGGGUCAAAGUGGGAAGUUGGAGGAAGGUUUGGAUGAUGAAAAAAGUUAUGCUUCUGUGUUCUAAGGUGAAGAGAAGGUUCAAAGAGGGACAUGGUCAUUUUGGUGACCUAUUUGCUGGGAACUAUGUCUUCACUCAAAUCAACCCAACAUCACUCAAGUAUCUUCAAAACAAGCUUUCUCAAGCAAAAAUUGUUUGA
Messenger RNA from Vigna unguiculata (cowpea), 363 nucleotides. RefSeq lists its product as uncharacterized. The record is from RefSeq and is a predicted model, not a curated record. Lineage: Eukaryota; Viridiplantae; Streptophyta; Magnoliopsida; Fabales; Fabaceae.